Saprolegnia diclina VS20 is the source of this 960-nucleotide messenger RNA. RefSeq lists its product as hypothetical. The transcript has a single exon. The coding region runs from base 22 to 837 and encodes 271 amino acids. NCBI's taxonomy places the organism in Eukaryota, Oomycota, Saprolegniomycetes, Saprolegniales, Saprolegniaceae. The record is from RefSeq and is a predicted model, not a curated record.
GUUGCGUUCCAGUCAGCGAAAAUGACACAUGCCACCAGCACCGAGAUCUCGCCGAGCGGCGUCCAUGUGAAGCUCUCGCCCGCGUGGAGCGCGGAGCUCAGCACCUUGCUCCCCCUCAUUUUGACGUACGCUGGGUCCGCUACUGACGUCUACCGCAGCCCAGUCUAUGUGUGCAAGGAGUGGCUCGCAGCCGCAGACUCGAGCGAGUACUGGCUAGGCGUCGCCGCGUCGCUUCUGAAUGGCAACGACACGUCACGUCUGGUCGCAACAGCUACGUCGCCCAAGCGCUUCGUCAUCGACUAUCUUUCAGAGCAGCUCAAGUCGACGGAAUGGGACGUCGACCGCAAUUUGGUGGUUGAGUACCGCGACAACACCAGCGACGACAUGACGAGCCCCGAGGGUCCACACUGCCACAACCUCGUUGGCUCGCGCGCGCCUCCUUGCAUUCAGCGCUGCUAUGCGUCGUCGCACUUUUGGUGCCGCCUCGCACAGACCUUUCCGAAACCUCCGUCGUCGCUGCCAUUUCUGCAGAUCCAGCUCUGCACUGCUCCGCGCUUCGACCAAAACGUACGCUGGCAGCUAAUUCUACGCAGCCAUCCAUCCACCACCGUCCUCUUUGUCGAGGAUUUUUAUCACGCGGCGGGGAUCCUGUGGAGUCACACCACGCGCUGCGUGAGCCUCGAGGACGUCGAAGCCAUGGACACCCACCUCGUUCUUGAGUGGCUCGGACGCGACACGUCGUCGUGGGCAGGACACUACGGCGCAAAGGUCGCAAACAUAUCGGCCAAGUACCUUGUGCAUCCCGUGCCCGAUGCCACCGUCGUUCUCAACUACUAAGCCUCUAAGCUUCGCUGUCCAAGCCCCAAGAGGGUGAAGAUGCUCGAAUUAGCUAUCUACUAGAGUACUCGUACCGCCCUACUAGUAUGCAUCAAAAUGUGCUUGUACCUCUUGGCUACGUCA